Molecule: messenger RNA, 580 nt
Organism: Olea europaea var. sylvestris
Lineage: Eukaryota; Viridiplantae; Streptophyta; Magnoliopsida; Lamiales; Oleaceae
Product: KH domain-containing protein At1g09660/At1g09670-like
Exons: 4
Coding region: 186-518 (110 amino acids)
Source: RefSeq, a predicted model, not a curated record
AGCUAUUUUGUUUUAUUGAGGUUUUUCCUUUCAUAAUCAUAUUUCCUUCUUUCCCCUCCAGGCCUCCACCACAACAAAAGAGUUCCCGUAAGGGCGGAGCUAAACUUGGAAUCUUCCUCCAUUUCUUCACAGUCCUUGCUCCUACCCACCCACGCACCCCAGUAUAUAUCGUGAUUACUGAGCGUAUGGAGAGUAGAAUCCCACCGGGAAGUUACUUCCAGUACUCUCCGUCUGGGGUUCAUGGUUCACUUCAAAGGUCUUCGUCUCUUACAGAUCGCGAAAGAUAUUUGGCAGAUUUACUGGCAGAGAGGAAAAAAUUAGCACCAUUCAUGCAGAUUCUCCCAGUUUGCAGCAGACUUCUAAAUCAAGAAAUCAUGCGAGUAUCAGGAUUGAUAUCUAAUAAGCUAAUAGAACUCGAAAGAAUGGGACAUGAUAAUCCGUAUAGGUCAUUGGGUCAACAGCCUAAUGGAGGACCAAUGAGUGUAAUGGCAUGGAAUGCCAUGCAAACUGAGGUGUGAUCUAUUUUAUCUAUUUUGGAGUUAAUUUGGCUAUGGACUAUGAAUUUUGAAUGGAGAGAUGG